ACAUGCUUAUAUAUAAUGCUAUUUUAUUUAAAGCAUUUUAGUGACUACAAUACUGUGGUUUCAGACAUUCACAAAUAGCUGAACCGUUCGCACAAUCCACAAAACCCAGGGCUAUCUUAGAAGCUAAUCUCCAUCAGUCAAAUACACUUUAAUCAAACAAAAAUGGUUUACUCUUCCGACUUUUACACUUCCCGCAGACCGGCGUACUACAAGCCGGCCAGUUCUUAUUCAGUCACCCCACUGUAUUCGUCCGAUGGCUAUGAUUUGCCACCUACUUACUAUAAGGCGCAUCAAGUAUAUCAGACGAGCACUACGCCCACUCCAUUUAUUUUGACACCGUCGAUAUCAACUGGGAAACCAUCUACGAAAGUUUUACCUUACAAUGGUUAUCCUUAUAAUCACCAUCAUUACGUACCAUUACACAGAAGAUCAGCAGCUACAAUUCAUGGUGUUUUAGAUAGGAUAGAACAUCGUCCACGAUCUCAUCCAUCAUACGACGCCACUGAUGAGUAUCUAAACUCCAGGAGUUCUACAAACUUUGAUGAUGUUACGAGAGAUAUCCGGGCUCAAACCGCUGGAUUGCUUAAACAAGUAUAUACUCCUUCAAUCAGACCUAAAAUAUCGUCUGUGUCUAAUGGAUAUAGUGAAUUACCUGUAUCACAACGUAUAGAGUCUGAUGCUUAUAUCGAAAAGAUCCUUUCUGACUCAGAUUCUUAUCGCCGAGAAAACAAUAUUGGUAAAGGACACUUGGCUUGUGUGUCAUAUGCUGGUGGCAAGGCGUACCCAAGAAGAAGGCCACAUUUGUCAAAAGAAGUUGACGACAAUAUCACUAUGUUGUCUUAUUACAAUAAAACGAGAGAAGCUGUGGCGGCAUCCUCAACAAAUCCAACGGUUAAAAUAAAUAAUACAGAAAGUCCGAAAUAUUGUCCGAAAAAAAAGUUAGAAGAUGAUAGUAAAAAUAAUUUUGAUAAGAAUUUAGCAGCUGACAAGAAAGCAACUCAAUUAGGUUUGGAAAAAGAAACAGCUGAGAAGAAAGCAGCUCAAUUACAUGCUGAAGAGGAAGCAGCUAAAAAGGACGCUACUAGAUUAGCAGCAAAAGAAGCAGCUCGGUUAGCGGCUGAAGAAGAAGCAGCUGAAGAGAAAGCGGCUAAAGAGGAGGCAACUCGACUAGCAGCUGAAGAGGAAGCCGCUCAUUUGGCUGCUGAAGAAGAAAAAGCUCGACUAGCAGCUGAAGAAGAAGCAGCUCGACUAGCAGCUGAAAAAGAAGCAGCUCGACUAGCAGCUGAAGAAGAAGCAGCUCGAUCAGCAUUAGACCAGAAAGUCGAAGAAGCUGAAGAAACUCAACAAUUAGUCAAUGAAACUACGACAGAAGAAGAAAUCGAUCAAUCUGAACAAAAAAUAAAAUUGUCUGAAAAAACUAUAGAUAUAAGCUCAGAAUCCCAAGAAACUAAUGAUGCUGCCAUUGCAAAAUCGUCAACUACGACCACCUCCACUGAAAUAAUUAACGAAGAUGAAGGUGGAGUUAAAACUACAGCAGUAUUUCAACGAACAAUCAAAAAAACAACUACCAUAACAAGUAGUACUUCUGUUGUAUCUGAAAACGAUGAUGAUAUUAAUUCAAAGGUUGAAAUACAAGAGAUAGUUGAAGAAAACGGUGACAGUGGUGAAGACGAACAUGACACAGAGCAUCUAGAUGCUGCACAAGCUGAAGGACAAGAAUCGUCUGAGGAGGAAGACGAAUCAGAAGAGGAAGAAGAGUCCGAAGAAGAAUAAAAAAAGUUCAUUAUAUUAAAAUACAUUUGUAUUUAUAUUAUUUAUUUCAAGAUUAUUAAAAUCAUUAAAAUAUUUAUAAUUUAUAUGGGUUAAGUUUCUAUACACAGACACACAGUGUUUUAAUUAUUAAUAAUUUUUAAACAUUCAAUAUUGUCGUUAUAUUAUUGACAAUAGAUUAAAAGAGUUUGCAUUUAAAUAG
This is a messenger RNA of Myzus persicae (green peach aphid), 1972 nucleotides long. RefSeq lists its product as uncharacterized. The coding region runs from base 163 to 1773 and encodes 536 amino acids. The transcript has 5 exons. The record is from RefSeq and is a predicted model, not a curated record. Lineage: Eukaryota; Metazoa; Arthropoda; Insecta; Hemiptera; Aphididae.